Molecule: messenger RNA, 4726 nt
Organism: Vanrija pseudolonga
Lineage: Eukaryota; Fungi; Basidiomycota; Tremellomycetes; Trichosporonales; Trichosporonaceae
Gene: sin1
Product: Target of rapamycin complex 2 subunit sin1
Exons: 7
Coding region: 2204-4678 (824 amino acids)
Biological process (GO): TORC2 signaling
Cellular component (GO): cytoplasm; plasma membrane; TORC2 complex
Molecular function (GO): phosphatidylinositol-4,5-bisphosphate binding
Source: RefSeq, a predicted model, not a curated record
UCGUCGUCGUCGUCGUCGUCGUCGCUGUCGUCCUCGUUGUCAUCGUCGCUAUCGUCGUCCUCCUCAGCCUCCUCCGCCUUGGGCUCAGGGCCACCCAUCGACGCGCCGCCGAGCAGCUUGUAGUGAUAGUCGACCGCAUCUGUAGAGGACAAGAAGACGAUCACCUUGGUACCGUCGUUCUCCCCCUCGACGUGAAUCUUGGCGGCAUUGCCAACAAGCGAACGCAGAAGUGCCACCAAGGUCACAAGCCUGAGCUUGGCCGGGGUGACGACGUACUUCUGGGCGAGCUGCGAUGGCGGUGUGAACUUCUCGCUCGUCUCGGGAAGAGUGAUUGCGGUAGCGGCCUUGAGAGCGUCGGCGACCUUGUCGUCCGUUGCCGUCUUCUUCUUCUCCUUCAUGUCGACGUCGGACGAUCGGAACAGAAUAGGGUCGCGGAGGGCCAUACCCGCCAGUCGCUCGACCUUGGCGUCGACCGUGGCUGAACACAACACAGUCUGGCGUCCGCGGGGCCAGUAAGGCCAGCGCAUAAGACCUCCUCCUUCCUCGUCCAUCUCGCGCUCGGCGGCAAUCUCGUUCCUUCGCCUGCCGUCCAUAGCCUUGAUGAUGCCCUGAAUCGUCUCCUCGAAGCCGAGGUCCAUGAGCCUAUCCGCUUCGUCAAGCACGAGGAACAUGCACUUGCCGGUCUGGAAGCUCGCCGUGUUCUGCAGGUGGUCGAGGAGACGACCGGGAGUCGACACAAUGAUGGGCACACCCUUGCGCAGCUUGGCCUUCUCGUGGGUGCGAGUCGAUCCACCGACGAGCAGACCGGAAACGAGCCAACGGGUGUAGCCGCGGUCCUCUUCGUCGUCAGGGAGCGACAGGGCCAUACGCAGGAUGUUCUCCAGCACCUGUGAGAUCUGCUGGGCGAGUUCACGGGUCGGCGCGAGGAUAAUAGCGAGGGUGCCGAUCGAGCGGUCGAUGUAGGACAGCUUGGACAAUGGCAGGAGCGUCUGGAUGAUGGGCAGGAGGAACGAGAGCGUCUUACCGGAACCAGUCUGGCUCUGGAUAAACACGUCGCGGGGUCCCUCGUCGGCGACCGGCUUCGCGAAGCCCUCCUCAUCCUCUUCUCUCCGUGCGGAGAUGUCGAGUGGGGAGGACAGCAUGUGCGGGAGCGCAGACUUCUGGAUACCUGUUGGGGCCUUGAUCGCCAUCUUGUUCUGGAGGUGGUGAACCAGGAGAGGGUCGAGGCCGAGUCCGGCAAACGUGUUGGUGUCGCCAAUGAGCGGAGCGUUGGACGGUGCUCCGAGGACAGGCUCAAUCGACUGCUUCACAUACCCAAUGUUGGGGUUGGACGUGAACAGCGACGAGACGAUCUGGGGGCCGGCCGGCGCGGCAGCAGCCUUGGGGGCAGGAGCCUCCUUCGGCUCAACCUCCAUGGGGAGACGGGACGGUCCAGCCUCGGCGGAAGGCGCGGCGCGCGGAGCAGGGGCAGCCUUGGGCGCCGGCUGGGGCUUGGGACGGGAGACUGGCGCCGGCGCAGGUCGUGCGACAGGUGCGGCGGUAGCAGGCUUCGGCGCCGGCGCUGGCCUGGGAGCCGGGGGAGGAGGAGGAACGCGCACUGGCGGCUGGCCCACCGGCCUCGUGGUGGCUGGCUCGGCGUUGCCAGACUCGUACUUCUUCACGACGCGCCUCGCCGCCUGCUUGGCCUUAACGCGGUCCGUCCACCGUCCGCCCUUCUUCGGCGCAAGCUGGCGCCGGACGUUGCCGCCGUCUGGGACGGAAAAGUUGAGCUCGAUCCCUCCGUCGUCCAUGUUGUUGUCGGUGGGUGUUGAGGUGAAAGUCCAAUCUCCCAUCGCGCAUCUGCCUGCAGCAGGUUUCAAGAUUUCCGCCCACAAGUGAGCGGCAAAUCGAGCCGUGCCUGGAUUUUAAUACGUGUCAAAAAUUAUCAAUGCGGGGCACCGAGUCUCAGGUUGGUCGUCACUGCACUGGGCGCCGCGAUGAGCACUGCAGCCGCCUGUGCUCAACAACAGACAGUCACUGCAACUUACGCCCAUCGACAUUGACGUGGCUUUCUCGUCAACAACUUGCAUCUAACACAAACUCUGACUCUCGACAUCACGACAUCACGACUAUAGACUUGUAUUAGCCCGGAUCGACUCGCCUCGCAAUUGUAUUACUCUAAACAGCACGGACUUGGCCACCGACGGUCAACACAUUCGCCAAGAUGGCAAUGAUAUCGGACCCGAUCUAUGCGCUACAUGCCAUCCGACUAUCGGCCCUCCGGACGACUGAUGACCCCGUCACGCCGCGCAUCGUGACGCUGGACCCGGCGUUCGGGCUGAACCCCUACAUCUCGGCGAUGGGGCUCGGGGACAUUGACAAGUGGCCUGAGAUCCAGCGUGCGCUCGACUCGCCGCCCCCAGAACGCGCGCCCCUCGCAUUCGACAGCGACGAGGACGAGGACGACCUGCCCGGCCCGUCGCGGCCCCGGCGGAACCGGCGCGCGCAGAGCGAUACCGACAACGAGCCGAAGCCUCGGAAAGGCGGUGCCCAGGGGCUGCGGUAUACCCAGACCAUUGUUGGCGCAGGGCGUGCAGGUGGUGCCAGUAUGCGUGUAUCAGGACGGAGGGCAGUGGAAGGUCGGGGGGCGGAGCUCGCUGCGCGCCGUGCGCUCGGCGGGAGGUCGGUCGCGAACAGAACCCAGUCAACAUCAGAGGACCAGCGGCCGCCGAUGCCGCCGCUGAGGCAUGACCGGCCACCACAGCCCUUGUUAUCCCCGGAGGAUGUGUUCUCGUCGGCACCAAAACCACGAGCCGACUCGGCUCCGUCUCCUGCACCGCUGGGGAUGACCGCAAUGGAAGGCGUCGCAGUUCCCGAGACGGUCAUCAGCGACGAUGGGGAAGGCGAUGGCGGUCGUGACGACUUGUCCGAGGCACUGAAAGCGCCAUCACUGCUAGGAACGGCAACAUACGACCCAGGGAGCUCUGUUGGCGUCGCUGCGAGCGCGCUACCGAGCGACCUUGCGAUGACGGCGGGCGACAGCGACCCGUUGACGGUGGAGAUGGUUGACGAAGGAUCAGACGUCGGCAGCGCCGAAGUGGUCGACGAAGACAUGCCGGUUCCCGCACCACCAGUACUACCAGGUGCAGUCAUUGGGGGAACACGCCGGGUAUCGCGUGACGUGCUCGCCCACCCCCACUACCGCGUUUCAACGAUGGACGAGGACCGGCGCAGCUCGACAGACACAAUGCCUGACGAGAAGCUCGAGUUCAAGCGGUUGUCGGCCUUCCCGGCACCUGCGGGUGGCUCAGCGCUUACCUCGGCGCUGAACCAGCAUGUCCCGCACCUCGUCUCAACGGGCGGUGGUGCCCCGCCGCCCAGCGGAGGGGCGUCUGGCGUUGGCGGCAACCCCUUCGCCUCGCUCUACGCGUCCGUUGCUGCGCCGCCAACCGUCCCAUCCAUGUCGCUCUCCGUCUUCUUCCCACACUCGGAUGAUCCAAGCGAGCCCAUCGAGAUCAAGGUGCGCAAAGAUGCGACCGUGGAAGAGGUCACUGGCCACGGUCUGUGGAAGUACUGGGACGAGGGGCGCGAGCCCAAGCUCGAGGAGGAAGAGGACAUGUCGACUGUCGGCUGGGGUCUCCGUAUCGUCGAGGACGAUGGCGAAGUCGACGAGGACUUUCCGCCGCUGGAUCGCGAGGGCCAGAUCUCGCGGUUCGGGUACGCCGAGUUUGGUAUUGUGCGCGCGACGGACUCUCAGAAGAAGCAAAACGCAGCAAUGCAGCCGCUCAUCCAGCGACGCCCAUCGAGGGUCAUCUCGGCCCCCAUGGCCAGUCGGCCAGUCGUCAAGGCGCAGCCCGCGGCGGCGGUCGCCCAGGCUCGCCCGCCACCAAUCGAGUACCUCGACGAGCCGCCUCUGGCCAGCACUGCGCGGACCGCCGGACUGAGCUCGUCCAAUGCCACACCCGUGCUUCUCCGUGUUCAGGUGCGCGCAGGUGCGGAUGUGCGCUUCACGACAACCAUCAGCGUCCCAUCAGACAUGUACAUUGCGGACCUCACAGAAGUGCUGGUGGAGCGGAAACAUCUCCAGCAACCAGCCAGCGACUGGGUGCUCUGCCUCGCCGACCUCAGUUUCGCCCUCCCACUCGACAAGACCGUCGCAAGUCUGGAGGGCAAAUCGGAGCUGGCACUCGUCAAAAGGCAAUUUGCGGCCGAGUACGGCCUCCGCGCCGCCGACAGAGUCGGAGGUGACCCCAACUCGAGCAUGUUUAAACGCGCAAACGAGCCCGCCACAAUUGCCGCAAGGUUGGCCAUGCCCGGUGACUUUGCUGGGACAUACAAGAAAUAUCACGUUCAGCGCAAAACUGGUAUUGGCCGACAUGCUCGCAUUCUUGCCAUUGAUGGAGAUUACAUUCACAUCUUGCCGUCUGAGAACAGGACCUUCUUUGACACAAUGAAGACGACGUCAUUCCACAUCACACUUGUGGCGUCGGUCAAGCUCUCUGGUCGCGCGGGCGGGUUCAAGAUCUAUGUGUGGCGCGAUGGCAACCAGAAGCGGUACGAGUUUGAGGCGGAGAACGGCAAGCAGGCGCAGGAGAUUGUCAACACGAUCAAGGAUCUGAUGAGGAUCUAUCAGACCGAGCGACGGGACCGCAACUCUGUCGGUCCCGGGGCGGCGGUGGGAACCCCCAAGGUGAGGUGAGAGGGGUGUCAAUGUUGUAGCAGCAGCUGUAUGCAUCGUACACGAGCG